AUGGAGAUGCGACGAGGGAAUAAAGAGGUUUCAAGACGACAUGCGUCCGCCCAAGCCCGAAAAGGUCAGCGUUGCACCAUCGGCUGUCGGUUGCGAUCCCUCGCCGAUUUCCGAGCAGCGACAGACGCUUCAGACCUCGCUCGUCGGUGCCUAGAUGGAAGUGAAUCCAGCGCAGAUACGCUGAGAGGAUCAUCCGAGGAUGUUGCGGAAGAAGUCCUGGAUGCAGCCGCCCCCCUGGACCAUCGAGCCCACAGCCCCCAACGAGUACGUCCCCACACGAGAAGCUUCCGUCUCUUGCGAGAAUCCCAGUUCCAACCCUCCCGCCUUACCACCUCCUCUUCAGAACUAAAGACCCUAUUUUCCCUCCGGGAAACCCGACAGUAUGAGUCCAGCACUCUGAGGCGGGUCGGACACACUUGUCGAAGUCGAAGCACCCCAGCAUCUGAGGAAGUGCUGGAGAGAUUCUGCGACUGGCACGACAUGCACGGCCUGUACUUCCUGAGGAACAGGGAAUCCCUGGGCGUCGCCAGGUGGCUCACGUGGGUGGCGGUGGAGGUCAGCCUCAUCGCCUGCUGCUUAUACGGCUGCUACUCGCCCAUCAUGAAUCUGGUGAACGGGAAGCACUCCGUGUCGAUAGAUAUGGAUGGAGCUCUGUUGAAGCGCAGGGUCCUGCCGGAUCUCAUCUGUCCGACCAAUCCCCUGCGGGAAGAUGCCAUUAUUGCAGCCUUGGGAGUGAAACAAGAGAUUUUGGAGUAUGCGAUGGGCGCUUUGUAUCGCGGGGGCCUCUUGUCCCAGAACCUCCGAUCCGAUGAGGUCCGCCGCGAUCGGCUGGAAGCAGAACUCCAUGAGAUCCUUCGCAGCAAUCACACCACUAUACCGCACUUAUUGAUUUCAGGUUCUCUCAGGUGUGAAGACAUGGUGAUAUCUUGCGAGCUGGGCGGCGAGUCGAGAGUGGUGGAUUCGGACCAGUGCUGUUCGGAGAUCUUCUUGUCUCGACCGUUGACCUCGAUGGGCCCCUGCAUCUCGACCCACGGAUACACCCGCUAUCAGAACUACCCCGGGGCUUCCAUGGGACUCAGCGUCAUGCUGAGGGUCUUCAACUCCACCUGGCUGGACAGAAGCGUCCUCUCGGGGCUGGCCCAAGCAGACGGAUACAAGGCCGUUCUGACGGCCAACUACGAGUCCCCGUCUCUCGCUGCCAAGAUGAGGGCCCAUGCCAUCAACCCGGGCAGGAAGACUCUGCUCGGCCUCCAAGCCGUCAGGGUGAGCAUUCUGGGGUGGAGGGAUCGACUGGAACGAGUUAUCUCGCAUUCCGCUUUCUUCGUUGCUGAUCUCGUCAAAAAGGAAUGUAAACCUCUCUGUACAGAGACCUCGUACGAAGUAUUGGUCUCUUACGACCACUUGAGUUCGGCCUAUGUGGAGAGUGUGAUUCAGCAAUUGAGGCACAAACUCACGAAAAGUGAGGAGGUGGCGGUGAUUGGAGUCCAUUACAAUAUGCUGUCGGAACGAGUCAUCUCAUAUUCCGCUUUCUCCGUUGUUGAUCUCAUCAGCAGCACGGGGGGCAUCCUCGGUCUCAUCAUCGGAGGCAGCGUCCUCACCGUCAUCCAAUUCCUCACCUUAUGGCUCGCCCACCGGUUCGCAUCCUCAGUGGGGGCGUCGAUGUCAUGAAGUGCGGGGAUGGACCUGGUCUAUCCGACUGUGAAGACCGAGGAGGGGCCCUCUCGACUGCCUCCUCGAAAAACGACAUGAAAUGAGUUUAGUCAGAUGUUACGACUUAGUUGAAUAUAUCGACUGCAGCAUUGAACUUCUUUCCAGUGACCUGUGAGAUUAGCAUCCUUUGAUGUGCUCACAAUUGGUGAUCCCAGGACCAAAAAGGAAAUUUUCCCAUCCCUGAAUUCCUAUUCAAUACAAUUCACAGCAGGAACUAUAGAAAAUUGUUCCUGCCGACAACAAGACAAGGCUGUCACUUCUAAAGAAAUAUAUUUUUGAUGCAGC
This is a messenger RNA of Darwinula stevensoni, 1995 nucleotides long. The record is from the annotation of a GenBank genome assembly. Lineage: Eukaryota; Metazoa; Arthropoda; Ostracoda; Podocopida; Darwinulidae.